Molecule: messenger RNA, 3987 nt
Organism: Physella acuta
Lineage: Eukaryota; Metazoa; Mollusca; Gastropoda; Physidae
Product: protein FAM53A
Biological process (GO): protein import into nucleus
Cellular component (GO): nucleus
Source: RefSeq, a predicted model, not a curated record
AGCAUGUGGACAAAUGUUUUUAUAUGCUCUAGGUAGUCCUAGUGUGGGAUCUGACUUGACUCUAGCAAUGCUGGGUCUGGUUUUAUAGAUCAGAACGACGAUGGCUGAUUCGGAAAAGGCUUAUCGCUAGUAGUAAAAAUCGCAAUCUGUGGAUGCUGUACAUGUUUUCAAGGGACAAGCAUCGCACGUUAACUGAAAAAAAUGGCACGUUACCAAGAUUGCUAAAACUGGUGGAUCAGCUUGGAUGAGAGGAGGGGAGUCUUCGUCGGCAGUGCUUCACUGUUCUGGACGCACAUUAUGCUGGCUCAUAAUGGACUGGCCCUCAUCACCGAGAAACUGCAGAACCAGAAGCUGGAGGAACCAGCCCAGACCAGCUGCAGCAAAUUACCAGUGACCCAAGAUAAUCCAACCAAGACAGCUUCACAACAACAGUCCAAUAACCUUUCUGUCAAAGGUAAAAAUGUCUGGGCACAAUCCCUGGAAUCUGAGAGACAGGGGCGACACAAGUUUGGAGCCCCUGAUGUCAAGACUGUACUUAGGCCCCCAGAAAAAGCUACAUCAUCCAUAUGUUUGCACAAAAAACAGUCAUGUCAAUGCUGUGAUAGCGCCCCAGGGACUCCCACGGCGCCCCCAAAAAAGAAGCACUGUAGAUCAUUAUCCGUCCCACCAGACGGCCCCAUGGUUUUGCCAGCCCCUUCUAAGGACACUGGUAGCAAAAUAUGGAAGCCCAUUGCUGUGACCCCAAGAAGCAUUAGCAAUUUUCAGACAAAAGACAGGCAUAAUUUAUCUGCUCAAUGCAUUGAAAGCAGCAAGUGGUUGCCCAAACUAAGCUCAGGUUUCAAACUUGUCCCAGUUGUUCCUUCUCCACCAAGCGUGGACAGUGGACAUUACACCACAUCUGACCUCCAGACUCCUCCUGGGUCCCCCGUGCCCAGACCAGCCUCUGCAGCCAGUGAUACAUCUUUCAGCUCCCUGGGAUCUGCCUGGUUGGACUAUAGCCCUAUGCGGACUAGGAUACGAGUCUUGGAAAACCGCAGUCUUUCAUGUGAGGACAGAAUCUCUGCAUCCUCCUCCACUAUGUCGAUGCCCUGUGUUCAUGGCAGCAUAGAUCCUUCAUCAAGCUGCUGCAGCAGUCAGGAUGGCAGCAACAGUUGUAGCAGUGGCAUCCCCAGGUGCCACUCACAACCAUGUGUUCUUCAUCAUCGCCGCUGUGGCAAAAAACGACGGCGUGACUGUGAUAGACCCACACUUAACUUUAAUAAAAUGACAGAGACUGCCUACUCACAUUCUCACAGGCGCUCUGAACCAUGGAAUACACCAAUCAGUGAUCAAAAGCUCCAUUUGUCUGGUCAAGAUGGCUAUCUGGAUAACAUGACAAGCCACACACUCAAUACAAUUGCUAGCUCGCCACUGGACUCUGAACUUCCUGUGAUGACAAAACAUCUUGAUUUGAUUCAUGCUGCAUCCGUAGCUUUACCACUCACACCCCCAGAUCACUCAUCACCCAGUUUUUCACUUCUCAUGGCAAGAGAACAGGAGGAAGAGGAGGAGGAGGAAGAAGAGAAUGAGGCUGAUAAUUGUAAUUGUCAUGAUUCAAGGACAGAUGACAGAGUUGGGCUCUUUCCCAUAAGUGAUUUAGACUUAGAGCAGAUUGAGAACCACUGAAUGUUUUUUUAAUAAGCUAUGGUAUUUUAGUUUUAGUUAUGAAUGCUACACAUUAUAAAUAUACCAGUGGAUCUUAAAUUGUUUACACUUAAAGACCUUGAGUCUUCCCAAUUCUUUGGGCUAUUUAUCUAUCAGUAUAGAAAACUAAGCAUUGUUUAGCAUUCUUUAAGAGCUGAGUACAGUUAUCAUACUAGAUCUAGUGUAUAUUUUCAAAAGAGGUUACUUGUGAAAUUUUCCACAUUUAUUUACUGAAAAAAAUGGCUUAGUCGGUUAAUCUAAUUCAUAAUAUUUAGGACUUUUGGAUCUCUAGUGAUGUGCUAAUGUAAAUUGUGUUAAUUAAGUCUACCCAAAUGCAAAAGCUUAUCAGUUUUUUAAGUAUUUUUUAACCUGAUGCUAGGGUAAUUAAAAAACUGGUAUGGUCUGUUUCUCCGUGCUGUACAUGAUUUCUACAGAUGUAAAAAUAACCCUUUUUUUUUUUAAUUGUUUUUUUAUUGAAAGAUUUCUAUCAUAAAAUUCUACGAGUUCAAAACAACCAGUGAAAAGUAUUGUGAUCUAUUAAAUUCUGCAUUUUUUUAAGAUAUAGUUUGUUCAUUUGACAGGGAUUUGCAUGUGAUGAGCAUUCUACUGUAAAAAGUGAAAAAUUGUUUCAUAAUGACAUGUCAUAAUUCUUUAUUUGCAAUUAUAAAAUUUGUAUUCAGGUAGAUUUUAAAACUUAAAAUGUAGUGGUAUUUUAGUUGUACAUGUUAAAUUGAAUGGUUGUACAAAAAUUCUUGCUUUUUGUUGUUUCCCCAUUUCCCCCCACUCACUGUUUAGCCAUACUAAUUUUUAACAUAUUGAUAGAAUUUCAUGCUUUUGUUUCAUGAUAGCAUUCCGAUGUUCAUAGGAAGUGUAUUGCUGCACAAUGAAAAUAUCUUUAUGCCAUGGCAUUUGUUUGGUAAUUAUUAACCAAAGUUUACAUCUUUUAGAAGCUAUGUACCUUGACCCUCACUGUCUCUUAAUAUUCCUAAUUUUAUGAUUCAUCUUGGUAUUUUGUUGUCCUCUCAGCUACACAAUUAUCCUGCCACAUCAGACAAAAUGCUUGUAGCUUCCAUAACUUAGGAUUGUUCAACACAUUUCCUGUUUGUAUUAUUUGAUGAGAAAUUCUGUCUCAUAAAUAAAAUGCUUUAUUUUUAAUAUAUUUUAACAUAAGUUACAAUUUUUAUGUUACAGUUACGUAGGAACUGUUGAAAAAGUCCAAAACUUUUAAGUUGUACCCCUCCUCUUAAACUUUUUCACAAAUGAUUUAAACCCAAAAAAAUAUUUAAGAAAAACAAAAAUGAAAAACAUUGGGGAAUUUGUUACAAAUUAAAUAUACAAAUGUAAAUAAAGAGUUAGUUUUGACCUUUUAAAAUCUUAUUUUUUAAAUACUGAAUGCUGUUAAUAAUAAUAACAUGGCAGUCAAUUAAAAAACUUACUCUGUUUCUUUGUCCAUAGUAUGAGAAAUUUUCACAUCAAAUAAAUUGGUUUUUGUUCAUUUUGUAGGGAAUAAGUGUUUAAAAAGUAGAAAUAAAGCAUGUUUGGGGCCCUCUCUGCUCUGUUAUACAAGUUUUCAGCAUUCCCAACAUUUUGAAAGCAUCAUUUAAAUAAUCUUCCUCAAGGAUCAAUACAAAAAAUGCUUAAGAACAAACCUCAUUGGCAGAAAUCUGUGUUCAUUCAUUCAUUCCAUUUCAAUCUGUGCGGCUGUUCAGUUUACUCAAUCAGUUAUUACAUCCAAAUAUUAAUUUUUUAAACAAAGUUAAAACAUCGAAUAUAUUUUAUUUUAUUACAUAGGAAAGAUUUAAUUAGCUGAAACAAAUUUCUUACCAACUAGAAAUUUAUCAAGAAUAUGAACUUGUGUUCUAAAAGAGUUUCUUAUUGAGAGAUCUGAAGCUUUGUUCUUUAAUAGUUUUUAAAAAAUUGUUAUUAAACUGAUGUUUAAUUUUCUGAAAGAAAAAAAAGUUUUUCUCAUGCUUCAGGUUCAGUAUUAGUUCAAUGUGAAAAUCUUAGACCAGUGAUAACAUAAAGUAUGGUCUCUUAAAUUAGUUAUGGUAUGAAAGAGGCAGCACCUUUGAGUUUGAUAAUUAUUCUUUACACAAACUUAACACAUAUCAGGGUUUCACUUCUCAAUGAAGGCAGCUUGAAGGAGAAAUAAGAUCACUGCAAAAAAAAUGAUAAUAAAAAUACUUCAUAUACUAUGAACAUAUUGAUAUAUGACAUGCCCCAAUGAUUAUUUUUUUUUUACCAGCAUGCUGUAAAUGCUACAAUAUGACAUGGAGAAUAAUUAAUUACAUCAAUGAGGGGGAG